Molecule: messenger RNA, 2417 nt
Organism: Hibiscus syriacus
Lineage: Eukaryota; Viridiplantae; Streptophyta; Magnoliopsida; Malvales; Malvaceae
Exons: 13
Coding region: 98-2371 (757 amino acids)
Source: RefSeq, a predicted model, not a curated record
CAAAAUCGGUGCUCACGACACUGCAAGAGUCCGAUUAUCGAAGUAAUCCCAUUAAAGAAGAAAGAAAAAAAGGAUUUUUGUUUUGAGUUUCGAUUUAAUGGCGGUGGAGGAUUUUGCAAACGCGGUGGAGGACGGUCUAAAGCUAGCGAAGCGGGUAUACUUGGGGAAAGAAAGGAGAGCGGUGGCGCCACCUCAGGCACCUCCGUUGAUGGAGAGGUCACCGAAUUGGUACUUACCGUCGGCGCCGAUUGUAUACGCGGUUAUAUCCGACCCGAUGAUAGUCGACAACCCGGAUAUUCCCAGUUACCAGCCUUACGUGCAUGGAAUGUAUGACCGACCGGCUCUGAUUCCUCUCCAGAUGAUGGGGAUCAAUCUCGAAGUCGAUUGUUAUUUCGAUACCGCCAUUAUUGUAGCUUCUGGGACGUGGAGGGUUCAUUGCGUUAUGGGUUGCCGUUCUUGUGAUUGUCGUAUUGCUGUCCCUAUGGGCCACCAGGGUUCAAUUCUAGGUGUUGAGAUUGAUAUCCCCACAAAAUCGUGUUCUACUAUAAUGAUUGGAGAAAAAGAAAGUACUGCUCUUCGAAAGAUAGCGAGACCAGAAGAUGGAGGGUUUCUGAAACCUCACAUAUUUACGCUAACAAUACCACAGAUUGAUGGCGGUACUAAUAUUUCGAUUAAGCUUCGCUGGUCCCAGAAGUUGGCAUACAAUGAGGGGCACUUUUCGUUGACUGUGCCCUUCCGUUUUCCAGAAUAUGUUACGCCUGCUAUAAAGAAAAUUUCAAAAAAAGAAAGGAUACAAUUGAAUGUGAACUCUUGUAUAGUAGAGGGAAUCUCGUGCAAGGCAACUAGUCAUCCUUUGAAGGAAGUAGGACGGCGUGAAGGGAAGUUUAAUUUCUUAUAUGAAGCAGAAAUUCUUAAAUGGUCAAAUACUGACUUUAGUUUCACAUAUGGUGUUCCUUUGGAGAACAUAUUCGGAGGCAUACUUUUGCAGUCUCCAUCUUUAUAUGAUUACUACCAAAGGGACUUGUUCUGUAUUUAUCUUUUCCCUGGAAGUCAGCAGAGUAUGAAGGUUUUCAGAAAAGAUGUUGUAUUUGUUGUUGAUAUAAGUGACAGCAUGCAAGGAAGCCCACUUGAGAGUACCAAGAAUGCAAUAUCUGCAGGCCUUUCUAAGCUCAGUCCAGAAGACUCGUUUAAUAUUAUAGCUUUUAGCAGCGAGACUUUUCAGUUUUCAACGUCCAUGGUGCUGGCUUCCAAGGAAGCAAUUGAAAGGGCCACUGAAUGGAUUAGUACGAAAUCUACUCUGGGGGGUGGUACAAAUUUGUUUAUUCCACUAGAAAAGGCAGCUGAGAUGCUAUCUAACACCCGUGGUUCAAUUCCAAUGAUUUUUCUUGUUACUGAUGGGUCUGUUGAAGAUGAGAGAAACAUUUGUCAUUGGGUGAAAAAGCGUUUGACAAAUCAAGGUUCAUUAUGUCCAGCUAUACAUACUUUUGGCAUAGGUUCAUUCUGUAAUCAUUAUUUCCUGCGCAUGCUUUCCAUGAUUGGCCGGGGGGAACAUGUUGCUGCUUGUGAUCUAGAUUCAAUUGAAGCUCAGAUGAAAAAGUUAUUUACAAAAGGUUUAUCUACUGUGCUUGCAAACAUUACCAUUGAUGCAUUCGGUGAUAAUGAAGAAAUAGAGGUAUACUAUUCCCGGAUUCCUGACCUUUCACUUGAAAGCCCGUUGACAAUAUGCGGGAGGUACCAGGGAAGUUUUCCCGACAGUGUAAAAGUUAAAGGCAUCUUAGGUGAUUUGAGUAGCUUUAUAAUGGAGUUGAAGAUACCAGAGGCUAAGGAUAUUCCUCUUGACAGAGUAUUAGCAAGACAGCAGAUUGAUCUACUCACAGCUCGGGCUUGGUUAUCGGAAAAUGAACAGCUUGAGGAGAAGGUUGCAAAGUUGAGCAUGCUGACCUGCAACGUCUCCGAGUAUACUCGAAUGGUCCUACGUGAGAAAAAUAAAAUUGUCAAAGCCGCAAAACAUUCUGGAACUUCAAAGAAGAAAGGCGGCGAUCCACACAAAAUAGUGGAUUCCGAACCGUCUGAAAUGAUAUUGCUUCAAACCCUUUCAGUUGGUUUCGGUGACCUGAUUUCGACCGCCAGAAACAUCCAUCCCGGAUCUCAAGAACCGAAAUUGCCUGAAGCUGCGGAGAUUUUUAUUAAGAAAACUUCAAGUUGCUGUGAUCAGAUAUGGAAAUGGUGCUGUUGCACGAGCUGCAUCCAUUGUUGUUCGAAGAUGAAUGCUCAAUGUGUCACUACGUUAACACAGCUGUGCACUGCCCUGGCAUGCAUUGGCUGCUUCGAGUGUUGCUCGGAACUAUGUUGUCCUGGCCAAGACGAUUAAUAAACUCACUUCCGAGAGUCCGACUCACCUCGAUCGGUUCUCAAAU